GACCUCUCGCGCGACAACCAAUCGCGGCGGGGGAGGGGGCUUUUCCUCCUCGGCCAAUGGAGGAGGCGUAUUUGAGGACCCGGCGCGGAGAGAGCCUGGCGCUUGUCGCGGAACGUCGGUAGACACAACUGCUGCAUCCUUCGGAACAGAAUCCUGCAGAGAAGCUACAGGUGUGAUGUUCCAGAACUGAACGAUGGCAACUAACAACAGUGUUGGCAUACUGAAUUCUGCUUACCUGGCUGUAGAAUAUAUAGACUCUUUCUUGCCUGAGAACCCGCUACAACAGCCAUUUAAAAAUGCUUGGACAUAUAUGCUGAAUAACUACACCAAAUACCAGAUUGCAACCUGGGGAUCACUUCUCAUUCAUGAACUUUCCUACUUUUUAAUAUGUGUGCCUGGAUUUAUCUUUCAGUUUAUACCUUACAUGCAAAAGUAUAAAAUACAACAGGAUAAGCCAGAAACCUGGGAAAGGCAAUGGAAGUGUUUCAAGACACUUAUGUUCAAUCACUUUUGUAUUCAGUUUCCUCUGAUACUUGGUACCUAUUACUUCACAGAAUAUUUUAAUAUUCCUUAUGACUGGGAAAGCAUGCCAAGAUGGUAUGCGCUACUUUCUCAAUGUUUUGGAUGUGCUGUGAUUGAGGAUGCCUGGCAUUAUUUUCUGCAUAGGCUGCUGCAUCACAAGAGAAUAUACAAAUACAUCCACAAAGUGCAUCAUGAGUUUGUGGCUCCAUUUGGAAUGCAAGCUGAAUAUGCACACCCUCUAGAAACCCUUAUCCUUGGAACUGGGUUUUUCAUUGGAAUAAUGGUGUUUUGCAAUCACGUGAUUCUUCUGUGGGCAUGGGUGGUAUGUCGCUUGCUGGAGACCAUUGACGUCCACAGCGGCUACGACAUUCCUCUGAAUCCAUUGCAUUUGGUGCCUUUCUAUGCUGGGGCUCGUUUCCAUGACUUCCACCAUAUGAACUUCAUUGGCAACUAUGCUUCAACCUUCACGUGGUGGGAUAAACUGUUUGGUACAGACUGGCAGUACAAUUCUUACAAAGAGAAAUUGGAGAAACAAGGGUGCAUGGUGGAAAAGAAGACCAAAUAAAUUUCCCAGCAGAAAUAUAAGGGGGAGCACCUGACAAAUGCACAUAACUACCAUGAACUUUUGGUUAAGCCUGGAAGAUUUAACACCCGCUGCAAAUUCAAAACUAUGUGAUGCUUUUAACUGGAGCCUAAGAACAAGCCUGCUGAGCCCUAGCUGUGUGCUAGGGGAAAUGACCAUAUCUUCCUAAAAUGAAUGCAUUUUCUAUUUUAUACGUAAGUGAAGCAUAUAUAUUUAAGUAAAGGUUAAAGAUGAAGGCCACAAAUUUGAAUGUUUGUAAAGAACAAUGUAUCCAUUUAGAAUUCAAAGUUUGUAAAAGAAUAAGGUUUCCAUUAGAGUUGGAUAAAACUGUUUGUAACGCAUUUGGAUAUAUGAAGUUACGUUUCUUCUGAAGCAUACCCAUAAAAACUGGUUUAAUGA
Messenger RNA from Zootoca vivipara (common lizard), 1504 nucleotides. RefSeq names its product methylsterol monooxygenase 1 (gene MSMO1). Gene Ontology annotation, molecular function: iron ion binding; oxidoreductase activity. Gene Ontology annotation, biological process: lipid biosynthetic process. The record is from RefSeq and is a predicted model, not a curated record. NCBI's taxonomy places the organism in Eukaryota, Metazoa, Chordata, Lepidosauria, Squamata, Lacertidae.